CUUUGUGGGGUCUGUUGUCAGACACGGCUAAGACCGAUAACGGUCCAUCUCGCCUGGCAACGGUUUGUUGUGUGAUUAUUUGUAAACAAACAGUUAAUGAAUGAAAAAGUACCGUUUCAUUCAGUACCAAAAUCUGAAUCAACGAUUCAUCACUGCGAAUAAUGUUAAAUCAAUACGAAUUUUCUUGGACAAACUGUGCAAUUUACGUUUAGUUCCGUGUGCUGUUGAGCGGCGAAAAUGACGCUCUAUUUCGACAGUAAAGUCCAAUUUCUGGACAGCGAAGCGAUAAGUACCGUUAGCAGCUGGCACCCGAACGAGUCGAUCUUUGCGGUCGCUUCGUACAGCAACGAACGGGGUGGUUCCGUGACCAUUUUUGACGAUACGGGCAUCCCGCUGAGGAACGUAACCUACCCGGUUCAUUUGACGUCGCAAGCCACGGUUCUCACGUGGCAUCCGGAGAAAAAGAUCCUUCUGAGCGGUUGGGAGAAUGGGGAAAUCCAUGCUUGGUUUGAGGGAAAGCGAGAUUUUACUACCAUCAAUGGGCCUCACAAGUCGCCCAUUGUGCUGCUGGAGUUCAGCGAGAAGGGAGGCCGGGUUAUUACGGCUGAUGCCAUGGGAGUGCUGACCGGAUGGCGAUACGACGGACAUGGACAGUUUUUGACCAUGUUCAAUCACGACCUGAGGGAUCCGCUGUUGCAUAUAACGUUCAGGAAGUCGAUCGAAAGCGCCAGCAAUAGAGAGCUGACCAGCUUGGCAAAGGCAGCGGUGGCAGGUGAUGAGGCAGCAUUGGACACCCUCACGACAUGGAGACCGAGGACGGCCGUGCGCAACUUGGGUCAUUCCACUCUGCAGGACAAUUACUGUUUCUACGCUUGUACGCAAACUGGGGUGCUUUAUUACAUAAACCAAACAGGCACCUGUACAGAAAUCGUUCGCGGGGACAGCAUACCGAUUAUACAGAUCCUGUGGCAUCCUAGACAGGACUCCAUCGUUCUGCUCCUGGAAGACAUUACCAUCGGUCACUACGAAGUGGACGGCAGUGGACAAAUCACCGAACUGGAUCGAGUUAAGCUGUCCGGAUCGGUCAAAGUAUCUGGCUACAAAAGUGCCAUCACUUGGGUGGCUGGCGUGGGGGCUGCUUUGGCGAUUCUCACAGGGGAUCUGUCGGUAAGAAUAUGGGACAUCGAAAGCAAUGAUAACUAUGUAUUGUCAAUGGAACUAAAUAAUGGCUUAGCCGGAUUGACUGGAAACAAUUUGCCGACCAGAAAUCCAGUCGUAGAAGUUUUUACAUGUGUGGCCUACUGCAAAGAUAACCAAACGCUGAGCGCCGGAACGAACCAAGGCAAUUUAUACACCUGGCGCCGAUUGAACAUCAAUAGGUCCUACGACUAUCCGGAGAAUCAGUGGCAGCUUACGAAUGUCACUCCGGUCCGAGGAACGAUUAAAAGUCUCACCUGGGGCAUCACGGACACAAAUCGGCCCUGCAUGAUGGUCAAUUGUCUGUCGAAUGUGUUCAUUCUGAAGGAACAGGCUCUGCUGUCCAGCCACACCCGAACCGUGUGGGCCACCCAGAAAAAGUCAAACGAACUGUUGGUGGUGCAGCAGCAGAAUGCUUCCCGCAGCUCGGCAGGGGGUGAGAAAACCGGCGACCGACGGACAGCCGUGAUGAAAAGCGAUAAUUCCAUCAUCCAUCUUGCGUUGAGCGAAAUAAAUCUUGUCGUAACGAAUGGCCGUACGGUGGCCGUCUAUCGAGUAAGCGGCGGAGGUGGCGCUGGGUUGACAUCGUCGUCGUCGUCGGCGGCGGCGUCUAGGGUUGAUGAAGAUGCCGAUGCACUAUCCAUCACGCAUACCGGCAGUUUCGGCGUUGAUUGUGUGGCGAUUUACCUGUAUGAGCAGCAGGUGGUGGCGCUGGGGGCGGAGCAGGUGAAGAUUUAUUCGCUCAGCGGGCUCGUACUGCAGGAGAUAUUUUUCAACGAAAAUGAAGGCAAACCGAUAGGAGCAGAUCUGCUCGGUCACUUUCUCACCAUCUUUACCCUGAACGGCUAUCUCAAGCUGUUCGACAUUUCCCGCCACGAAAUGAAACUGGUCCAACCGCCCAAAUGUGCCUACGAUCUGUUUGAAAAGUUUGGCGAAAUCAUCUCGGCCAAGGCAAACUCCACCGGAACUCACCUGGCCCUAACCAUCGCCAAUGAACAGCUGCUCCCGGAUGGGAAGCUCUAUCUGUGGAAUUUGGAGAGCAAUAAUCUCAAGUACUAUGAAUUUUCCAGUAGGACUGGAACGAACACUGUGAUACAGCAUCUGCCGAUCAACUUCUUUUGGGAUUCGGACGACCCAAGGAUGCUGGCGUGCGAAACGAAGCCUAUUCCCGGACAGGGCCAGAAGGGAAUGACGGGGAAGGGUAGCAGCAUUCCGGAGUCGCAAAUCAAUAUACUGUUUGUGGAUCAGAAAUCGCAGCUCAAGGAGCUUGAGCUGAUCGAAUUGGGGAGUGGUGAACAGUUGAUCAACCUAUGCAUUCCACACGUUGUGAUCUUGAAGUUGAAUCAGAUCGAGCGCAUUCCACUUAGGGAUUUCAAGGGAUUGGAAGACUGUGAUUUGACCACGAGGAAUAUGGUGCUAAACUUCAGUUUGAACGUAGCCCAGGAAAAUAUGGAUCAGGCGUUCAGUUGUAUUCGAUCGCUCAAAUCGGACACGGUUUGGACUAAUUUGGCCAAGUUGUGCGUUAACACGGGUCGCCUGGACGUCGCAAAGGUCUGUUUGGGCCACUUGAAGCGCGCACGAUCGGUGAGAGCCCUGCGUAAGGCCAUGGAAGAUUCCACCUUGGAACAUGAAUGCAAGGUUGCUAUCUUGGCUAUUGAGUUGAACAUGAUAUCGGAAGCGGAGGCUCUCUAUAAGAAGGUCGGAAGAUACGACCUGCUAAACAAGAUGUAUCAAGCGGCGGGACGAUUCGAUGAAGCUCUGGAAAUCGCUGAACAUCUCGAUCGUGUACAUUUGAAAAACACCUAUCACAAGUUUGCGGAAUGGUUGAAAGAGAACGGCCAAACUCAGAAAGCCAUUCAGUACUACGAGAAAACGAAUAACCUGAUGCAUAAUGUCAGUCAGUUGCUUAUUGAUGACCCUGCAGCGUUGAAGAAGUACAUGCAAAACACUAAAGAUCCGGAGCUGUUGAAAUGGUGGGCCCAGUACAUCGAAAGCAGUGGAGACAUGGAAGGAGCGUUCAAGAUCUAUCAAAAGUCCGAAGAUUGGUUCUCGCAGGUGAGAAUCCUGUGCUUCAUCGGACAAGUUGGGAAAGCGGAUGAGAUCGCUCGCAACAGCGGGGAUCGAGCUGCUUGCUAUCACCUUGCCAGAUACUACGAGAACAGUGGAAAGUUCUCGGAAGCUAUUCAGUUUUAUACUCGAGCCCAAACCUACGGAAAUGCUGUAAGAAUUUGCAAAGAGAACGAUCUUCAGGACGACCUCUGGACGGUGGCUUGUACGGCUAGACCAAGAGACAAAGCAUCAGCAGCGAGCUACUUUGAGGAGAACGGGGAUUAUCGUAGGGCGGUUGAGCUCUACCACCGCGCAGGAAUGCUUCAUAAGGCAGUGGAAAUGGCUUUCAAGUCGCAACAGCCGGAAUCUCUGCAAGUUAUUGCUUCGGAACUGGACGCAAAUUCUGAUCCAGAACUUGUGGCACGCUGUGCCGAAUUCUUCAUCGGAAUUGAGCAGAACUACAAGGCGGUGCAGCUACUGGCGAACGCUCGCCAACUCGAGAAAGCUCUUCAGGUAGCCGCCGAUCAUUCAGUUCCUCUGACGGAAACUUUGGCGGAGCUCUUAACCCCAGCCAAGGAUGAAGUCUCAGACGAACUGCGAGCUAAAAUCCUGAUCAAACUCGGAGAAGUUCUCCAGGAGCAAGGCGACUACCACUCAGCGACAAAGAAGUUCACCCAAGCGGGAGACAAGAUACGGGCGAUGAAAAGUCUACUCAAGUCUGGUGACACGGAGAAGAUUAUCUUCUUUGCGGGUAUGUCCCGCCAAAAGGAAGUCUACGUAAUGGCAGCCAACUAUCUGCAGGCUCUGAAUUGGCAAAGUGACUCCAAGGUGUUGAAGAACAUCGUGACAUUCUACACCAAAGGACAGGCCUACAACCAGCUGGCGAAUUUCUAUGCGAACUGUGCUCAGGCAGAGAUCGACGAGUUCCGUGAUUACGAUAAGGCGCUGAAGGCGUUGCAAGAGGCCGGAAAAUGCCUCUCGCGAGCUACUCCACCCUCGCAGAAGAUAAACGAAACAUUACAAGGGGCUAUGAUGGAGGUGAGGAAGGUGAUCGAUUUGCAGGACGCCGUGGAACGUGGGGAGUUUCUGGCUGCGAUCAAGAUCCUGAAGGUGAAAUUGGAAGAGCCGGUGGCUCCUCCGGUGAGAGUUUGGGAUCUGUUGGCCUUGUUGGUUGAGUGUUUGGUUUCCACCAGCCAAUACUCGGAGGCGCUGUACUAUUUGAAACAGUUGGCACAGAAGAAAGCGGAUUGGUACCAGCAGGAGUUGAUCGAGAGAACGCUACUGGACAAGUUGGUCACCGAGACGGGAAUCAACUUGGAACCGUACGUGAGUGCAACCAGAGUGCAGCGACCGCUAACUUCGUCGACGGUGACCAUUGACAGCGAUGAGGAAGAGAUCCAGGAGGAAUUUGAACAGUGAGGAUUUACGUGUGGAAUAAAGUGCACUUAUACGUAGAUUGUAACCGUAAAUGGCGAGUUUGUUUUCUUGAUAGUGAUGACAGCCCUUCGUUUGGAGUUUUAGGGAAAGAUUGCGACUUGAAACGACGAUGUCUAACUUAUUCUGUAACUAAAAUCCAAGAGAGCCCGACAGUCGUGGAAUAGUUUAUUGGCGUUGACGGUGCUGUAUUAUUUUGUUUUGCUGAGUUCCAGUGCUUACAAAAGUCCGAGUAGUUCGGCGUUCAUUUACUUUGCUUGGUACGCUUCCAUAUUCCGGUACCGUUCGCUUCUCUUAAUUUUGACCUUUUACGUUGUUUUUACAGUUCUGUCCAGUUCAACUCUUCAAAAGGUACGUAUUCUCAUUAACCCUCAAAGCCCCAGGACAAACUUCUUUUUUUUAAUCGUCUGAUACUCAGGAUCUGUAAAAUAUAAAAAUAAGCGGUUCUCACUAUGAUGGAUGGGAAGAGUUGUACUUCAUGUAAGAGUAGUUGUCAAGCCGGAAGUCCAUGUUUGAACCUGUUUUUGCACCGGAAAUAAGUGUUCCCUGGGGCAAUGUUUUGGCGAGUCGUCUAUAAAUCUGGUAUUUUAUAAAAAUUCUGAAAUCUUUAACAACUUGAAAUGGUAGGCCAAUGCAAGAACACAAUGCUGGGGCUGCUUUCUGGCAUGAGAUGCAUCUGAAACUUGGUCCCAGGAGUGUACUUCCGGUAGGACUCCCUAAGACCCAAUUUCGUGAUCAUAAUCAUUUUGCACCUGAAAAGAUGAUUUUAGAAGUUUGGUGUCUAUGAAGAAUUUGUUUCGUAUAUUUAAGCCCUUCUUUUAAAAGUAUCACUCAUGUGAUUAAUCCACCUAAAAUUCAAACACGGGUCUUACUUUUAGCCAACGAAUUAUUACUAGAUCAUUGCAAACUUUUAGGCGUUUAUCGGUUUCUGUCCCAAUUUACAAAAUUGAUUCCAAUUUGUAAAAGCACGCUUCGCUAAGAAAUUUAAGGCCUGAUUGAGAUUCCACCUUGAUUGAUCUAACGAGAAUUAACAACUAAUUAUUGAAAAAGUAGCCUAAAGGCAGCUGUAGAACAUAUCGCCAAACAUAGCACCAGGGAACACUUAUUUCCGGUGCAAAAUCAGGUUCAAGCAUGGACUCCCGGUUUGACAACUACCCUCGCAUGAAGUACAACUCUUCCCAUCGAUCAUACUGAAAACCGCUUAUUUUUAUAUUUUACAGAUUUUGAGUAUCAGCCGGUCAAAAAUAAAAAGUUUGUCCUGGGGCUCUGAGGGUUAAACAU
Aedes albopictus (Asian tiger mosquito) is the source of this 5961-nucleotide messenger RNA. RefSeq names its product intraflagellar transport protein 140 homolog (gene rempA). Bases 238 to 4665 code for a protein of 1475 amino acids. Gene Ontology annotation, molecular function: protein binding. Gene Ontology annotation, cellular component: ciliary basal body; intraciliary transport particle A; axoneme. NCBI's taxonomy places the organism in Eukaryota, Metazoa, Arthropoda, Insecta, Diptera, Culicidae. The transcript is spliced from 5 exons. The record is from RefSeq and is a predicted model, not a curated record. Gene Ontology annotation, biological process: intraciliary retrograde transport.